AUGUCAUCCUCGGCGACUCCCCAGGCGGACGAAUCCUCCCACCGACGCUCCAUUCCCUCGCGGCCCACCACACCACUGCGGCCAACAUCGCGCUCAUCCUUCCGCGGCAGCGCCUCCGCGAACCGUCACCACGAUGCAUCCCACCGAUCCUCGACUGCCGGUGGCGAGCCCACCCCGCUCGAAGCGCUGGAACCCGCCUUCGCCGAGCUGAGCGACAGCAUGGCCGACCUGGAGGCCAACUUCAUGCACCUGCAGCUGAUGCACGAGUCGCUGGCCCGCUUCUCUGAGAGCUUUGCCGCCUUUCUGUACGGACUGAACAUGAACGCAUUCUGCGUCGACUUCCCCGAGGCCCCGCUGCCCGAGAGCUUCCAGCGCCAGCGUCUGCAGGAGCAGGCACGCGAGGCUGUCGCUCGCAUGAGCAACAUUGGCGUAGGCGCCGCGGCAGCGUCGUCCUCUUCACGUGUGCGCGGUGGUGGAGGCGUGGACGGCAACGAGGCAGAUACGGAGGCUACCUUCUUGUGA
Molecule: messenger RNA, 522 nt
Organism: Lasiodiplodia theobromae
Lineage: Eukaryota; Fungi; Ascomycota; Dothideomycetes; Botryosphaeriales; Botryosphaeriaceae
Product: DASH complex subunit dam1
Exons: 1
Coding region: 1-522 (173 amino acids)
Biological process (GO): mitotic sister chromatid biorientation
Cellular component (GO): mitotic spindle polar microtubule; mitotic spindle pole body; mitotic spindle
Source: RefSeq, a predicted model, not a curated record